AUGCCUCUUCUUUCCCGCCUCCCCCAACGAGGGAGGGGAUACUGCUAUAGUGGCAGGAAGAGCCUGGGCACCACCGCGGUGCUGGCGAGGGAGAAGCGGUGGGACAGCAGCAGCGGCGACUCCGGGUCGGACUCGGACGACGUCGCUGUCGCUGCCCCGCGGCCCUCCGCCCGCGCCGGCGCAAGACCGUGGUUUCCGCCCCCUCCCACCACGGCGCAGGUGCAGCACAAGCGUGUGCGGGUCGUCGAGCAGCGGAUACCAGUGCACCCGCUGCCGGUGUUGCCCGAGGUGGUCGUCGCAUCCCCGGCGGGGCCUGCGUCUCCGGGCGGCGACCAUCAAACAACCACAACGCCGACGACGCCGGCGAGCGACGACCGGCUCACCGGCAGACCCCUCGCGCGAGGCAAGUCGAAACGGAGGACGAUUAUGGAGUUUAUCGACGGGUGGUGGGAUCUCGGGCUGCUGGAGCAGCAGAGGCAGACGAUGCUCGCCCGCGCCGCUUCCCGGAAGAAGUGA
This is a messenger RNA of Colletotrichum higginsianum IMI 349063, 516 nucleotides long. RefSeq lists its product as uncharacterized. The transcript has 2 exons. Bases 1 to 516 code for a protein of 171 amino acids. NCBI's taxonomy places the organism in Eukaryota, Fungi, Ascomycota, Sordariomycetes, Glomerellales, Glomerellaceae. The record is from RefSeq and is a predicted model, not a curated record.